AUGGACAAGCCUCCUGAUGCGUGUGCUGAAGUGUCUGAUGAAGAGGAGCUAGAGCCUACCUCCACAAAGGCCCAGAAAAACAAACGCACCAAGAGGAUAGAUGCGUGUGCUGAAGUGUCUGAUGAAAAGGAGCUAGAGCCGACCUCCACAAAGGCCCAGAAAAACAAACUGACCAAGAGGACAGAUGCGUGUGCUGAAGUGUCUGAUGAAGAGGAGCUAGAGCCGACCUCCACAAAGGCCCAGAAAAACAAACGGACCAAGAGGAUAGAUGCGUGUGCUGAAGUGUCUGAUGAAGAGGAGCUAGAGCCUACCUCCACAAAGGCCCAGAAAAACAAACGGACCAAGAGGACAGAUGCGUGUGCUGAAGUGUCUGAUGAAGAGGAGCUAGAGCCUACCUCCACAAAGGCCCAGAAAAACAAACGGACCAAGAGGACAGAUGGUGAGUACAACUGA
This is a messenger RNA of Knipowitschia caucasica, 453 nucleotides long. Lineage: Eukaryota; Metazoa; Chordata; Actinopteri; Gobiiformes; Gobiidae. The record is from the annotation of a GenBank genome assembly.